CGAAGGCACUGAAUAAGAUAAGUUUGAUGAAUUCUGGAUAGAUUGAGCCAAUAAAAUAGUAAUAAUUUAGUGGGCGGAUUUCAAGCCUUAUGCGGACUACUCCUUUCUAUCAUAACCAGUGAUUAUAAGAAUGAGUACUCCAGCGAAAGACAAAGGCAAAGAAAAAAAUGAUAUUAAAGUUAAGUUGGACAACAGACAAUUUCAAACCUGUAAUAAACCUGAAACAGGCACAGCAACAUGGUGGAAUUCGUUUCAACGUAUCCAGGAUGAUUAACAAAAGAUUAUUCCAUUUGUUUAAUGUAUUAAAUGCAAAUCAAUAUUAUCUUAUGAUGCACAGAAAACUGGAAGUAAUUCACAUAAGUUACACGUUGAAACAUGUAAAGGUGGUGGUGUUAUCCCAAAGAUAACCACACAUUUCAAAAAUGAUAUAACUGCCAACAUCUCAAUGGAUUUAAGACGAUCAGUCACUGAAGCAUGCGCAAAAUUUUGUUCGUAUGAUAUGCGUCCAUUUGAUAUCGUGAACGGUCAAGGAUUUCAAAUAUUAUGCCAAGCGUUAUUAGAUGCUGGUCAUUCUCAAAGAAAACGGUUAGAGUUUACUGAAAUGUUAAAAGUUGAUCUGAAAAAUGCUGAAUUAUUCGGCAUCACAUAUAAUGGUGCAAAUUUAGUUAAAGCAUUUAUAGGCGAAGCUCAUCUUCGUUGCUUUUGCCAUGGUAUUAAUUUAACUGUUCACCAAGCAAUUGAAUCUGUUCCAGAAAUUCACCAAUUACAAAAUGAGUGUCGAACGUUGGUAACACAUUUUAAACGUUGUGAACUUCAGCAUUUAUUAGACACAACAUUACAGCACGAUUUUGAGGAUAUAAUGCUCAAUCGAAAUGAAGAGCAUUUUCUUGAUAAUAUUAAUCAUACAUUGGCCAAAGACGUAGCAGAUUUAUUAUCAACAUUUAAAAUUGGUAGCGAACCAUUAUCAGCUGAUGAUACGCCGACUUUACAUUUGUCUCUUACACAAUCAGAACGUAAUGCAGUUGUUGCAAGUGUAAGAAAGAUGAUAAAAACACUUGGUAUUGAUCAAGAAGCACUGUUUGCAUCAACAACAGCCACAACACCAACUCAUAAGAAAAAUCCAAAUAAGCGAGCCAAAAGAGAUAAACUCAAUGUUGAUGAAAUAUUACGAGAGUUUGGUAGUAAAGACGCAUCUUCAACAGAUGACGAAGAUGAUGAACCAUAUGAUGAAAUAAAUGAAUAUAUUAAAACAAAAUUCAUUUAUCCAAAAGGUAGAAAUAUUUUAACGUGGUGGAAAGAUCGUUCAAUAAUUUAUAAAGAAUUGUCAUGUUUAGCACUAUCAUUAUUAGCAGUUCCAGCCAGCUCAGCCACAGCUGAACGAAUAUUUAGUGGAACAGGAAGAAUAUUAGAGCCCCGAAGACAAUUAUUAAGUCCAGAAUCUGUUGAUUCUCUGAUAAAGUUAUAUAUAUGUAUUGUUUUACCACGUUUGCGUUUCCAGUUAGUUUUGACAACAAAUUGUGCUUACACAUCGGUACUCUCAUCACAACUGAAUGGUAUGAUAAGACAAUUAGAACUCGAUAUUCAUAUCUUGUCAGAUAAAGAUGAUCGCCGAUUCACUGUUUAUCAUUUACAAUUGGUUGAUGAUCAUACAACAUGUUUCUGUCUUCAAGACUGUCUUAUUCAAAUUCUAAAUUGGCAUCAACAGCACAUCCAUCAUUUUCCUGUCUUUCUUUUUAUCGAGAUCAAAAGUAUGAUACAUGAAGAUGUGAGAACUGGUCUAACUGGUGUGAAAUGUCGAGAUCUCGAGUUGAUAAAAGAUGAGUUAUUAAAUAUUUUUUCUGACAUUAAUCAUUUUAUUUUACCCGAUCAAAUUCAACAACACUUUUCAAGUCUGACCGAGGCAUUGAAUCAGCAGCAUUUCGAUGAGUCAAAAGGUGAUUUCAAUUAUUACGGAUAUGGUUGGUUACCAUUAACAUCUUGUCUGGGUAAAAUAAUUCCUGUUUAUCUAGAUGAUGCACAUAACAGAGCUGAUCAACUUUCUUGUUUAACAUCGUCGCCCGAUGCUUCACAUCGUUUCUUCUUCAUUGCACAGUCAAACAUCGAACAAUCGUAUUCGGCUGUUGUUGUCGUUAAAGAUUCUAUAUCGAUGGAAAAUGAACGACUAAUCAACGCGAGUUUAGCCAAAGGGAAGAUAGUACGAGUGUUGGUCAAAGCCAAUAGGAAACUGAGCCAUCAACGAUAUGUAAAAGCGUUUAGCCUUGGCGUACAUAUAGUAAGUAUCGAUUAUGACAAAUGUCUAUCAGACCAAACACAGUCAAGUAACAAGUGCUCUUAUAAAUUUACAACCAAUUUUCCCUCAUCUUUCAUCUGUAACCACAGAACAGCACCCAAAUAUUGUCAAGAACUGUCGAAUCAGAUAAAAAUCCCCGGUUCCGAUAUCUCAAUCUAAUCGUUCCGUACCAUUAUGUAUAUUUCUAGAAAGCUUUGAGAGUAAAAGAACGUACGAAAAGAAAAAGAUAGACGAUAGAUAAUGACUCAUGAUUCUAGGACAUUCUCAGGUGAUGCGUGCGGAACGGAAAAGAAAAAUAACGAAAAAAUAUACAUAUGCACGUGUGUUUUAGAAGCAAUCGGUAGUUUUAUUUAAUGUUUGCUGAUGCUGACUCGGAUGAGUCGAAAGCUCUUUUUGUUUAAUUCUACAAUGGAUGCUAAAAAGUAUUCAACGUUUGUGUCUGCUUCGCCUUAUUUUAGUCCUUCAAUAUCAAACGCGAUCCGUCUUAUCACAGCAAACUGAACCGGCUUUAAAGCAAAAAAAAGAGUAUGAAUUAACGCAUCUUCAAACUUUUGUUCCCUACAUCAAAAUAUGAAAAUUAUUUUUUUCCAUUUAUUCCGCGCUACCCGGGAAGUAUGACAGAGCAUUUUUGAAUAUUAUAUUCAUACCUCAAAUUAUUUCCUUUCUUUCUUCGCACUACGAACAUAUAUAUGUAUAAGAAAGCGAUUUUUAAAUCACACACUUGGUUGAUAAAUAGUAAUCGGCCGUUAUUUGAUAAUAUAAAAACAUAUACAGCAGAUAAACCCCCCCCCCAUAAUAGAAGCCUCCGGGGCUUCUAAACUGUCCAAGCGUUCAAAAUUUUUAGGGGGGGCUUGUAUUAUGAAGGGGCUACUAUUACGACUUUCGUACAAAAAUUUUCAGAAAAAAAAGGAGAUUUUGAAUUUCGAUGCUCUUGCCUUUCUAAUCACGGUAAUCUC
Molecule: messenger RNA, 3246 nt
Organism: Didymodactylos carnosus
Lineage: Eukaryota; Metazoa; Rotifera; Eurotatoria; Philodinida; Philodinidae
Source: the annotation of a GenBank genome assembly